AUGACGACGGAGCAAAGAAGUACAAGAGAGUGGAGAGAGGAAAAGAUCCCCUCCGAAAAUGCACCGAACUGGCCCCUGAGAGUGGAUGGGUGGGGGUAUGAGGACACUCAGUUCGAGCUCACUGACAACGGAGAGAUCGGACUCAAGGGGAGCAGGUACCCCUUCAGCGGGCUCGUUUUCCCCAAUUUCCGACCGUGGAUCGAGAAGGUGGUAGGGCUGAAUGUCGAGGAUCAGGCAACUCCAGUUCCUAUGGCAAAGCCGCAUCCUCCUGUCCGCAACGAGGGCUUCCUUGAGAGCGUGAAGAGUUGCUGCAAGAGGUUGUCUGUGACGGACAAGGACCGGCUGUUCCAUGCUCACGGGCAUACGUGCCAAGAGAUGUAUGCUCUCCGCUACGGCAAGCUCACCCGAGUACCGGAUGUUGUCAUCUGGCCAGGGUCACACGAGCAUGUCGAGAAGAUCGUCAGUCUCGCCAACCAGUUCAACGUUGUGAUCAUCCCCUUCGGAGGAGGUACCUCGGUUUCAGGAGCUCUCAUAUGCCCCAGCGAAGAGACUCGCAUGAUCGUCAGCCUUGACAUGCACGAGAUGAACUCGAUCAAGUGGAUCGACAUGGAGAACAUGCUGGUUUGUGUGGAGUCCGGACUUGUCGGCCAAGACAUCAAGAGGAGAUUAGAGAAGUAUGAUGUCACGAUCGGACAUGAACCUGAUUCCCUCGAGUUUUCUACUGUGGGCGGAUGGAUUGCAACGAGAGCUUCAGGGAUGAAGAAGAAUGUGUAUGGGAACAUUGAAGACAUGCUGGUUCGCGUGAAGAUGGUCACGUCUGUCGGGACGAUCGACAGAGCGGUUGAAGUGCCCAGGCUGUCGAUGGGUCCGGAUGUGCAGCAAGUCAUCCUGGGGUCUGAAGGAACUCUGGGUGUGAUCACGGAGGCUGUUCUCCGGAUCAGAAAGUUGCCGCCGGCUCGGAAGUACGGAUCCAUCUUGUUCCCCAACUUCGAGAGCGGCGUCAACUUCAUGUGGGAGGUUGCGCGUGAACGAUGUGCUCCAGCAUCAGUCCGACUGGUCGACAACGAGCAAUUUCAGUUCGGCUUGGCGCUGAAGCCGAAGCAAACGAACCCCCUGACCAGCUGGCUCGACGCGGCCAAGAAGAUGUACGUGACCAAGUGGAAGAAUUUCGAUCCUCAUGAGAUGUGCGCGGCGACUCUCUUGAUGGAAGGGACGAAGGAGGAGAUCGAGCAGCAGCAAAAGAAACUUUCAUCCAUCGCCGCAAAGCACAGGGGGAUGAACGCAGGGGAGGAGAAUGGCUUCAGAGGAUACUUCUUGACAUUUAUGAUCGCCUACCUCCGAGACUUUGGAAUAGGAUAUCACUUCAUCGCGGAGUCCUUCGAGACCUCCGUGCCAUGGAGCAAUGUGCUUGUUCUCUGCGAGGGCGUGAAGCGUCGGAUAUCGCGAGCAUGCAAAGCUCGAGGCAUUCAGCGAGAGCCAUUCGUUUCUUGCCGAGUCACUCAGACAUAUGAUACGGGCGCGUGUGUCUACUUCUACUUCGGCUUCAUCUCCAAGGGCUUCAAGGAUCCUUCCGCUCUCUUCACGCAGAUUGAGGAUGAGGCAAGGCAGGAGAUCCUGGCCCUUGGCGGCUCCCUCUCGCAUCACCAUGGUAUCGGAAAGCAUCGCCAGCAAUGGCUCGAAUCGCAGGUGUCUCCUGCUGGAGUCUCCGUCCUCGCAGGGAUCAAGUCGCAAGUGGAUCCCAAGAAUGUGUUUGGGAAUGGCAACUUGGUGGGAGAUGGCAAGGGGAAGAUACCCACGUCUCACCUGUAA
Molecule: messenger RNA, 1809 nt
Organism: Guillardia theta CCMP2712
Lineage: Eukaryota; Cryptophyceae; Pyrenomonadales; Geminigeraceae
Exons: 17
Coding region: 1-1809 (602 amino acids)
Biological process (GO): lipid biosynthetic process
Molecular function (GO): alkylglycerone-phosphate synthase activity; FAD binding
Source: RefSeq, a predicted model, not a curated record